UGCGUUAUAAUUACAUAUUGAUUCGCGUGGAUAAGUGUCACUAAUUAUUGCUAAAGCGUUUAAAAGCCUUUGAAUCGUAAAAAAAUUAUCAUUGCCAUUGAGCUGUACGGUGUAAGAGUUUCAAAGAAACGACUCACGUUUUGAGACUAUACCAGUUCCGCAUUCUUACUUGGAAAAUGGAGCUAAGCAAGCUGGAUCUCACCACAUUCUCCAUGAAACCACUUGUAACGCACUAUGAUCAAGCAUCCUUGAAUGCUCUACCGGAGUUCGAACCAGCCCACGUGUGGUUACCCUGCUUGCAAAACACUCAAAAAGAGGAACCAAAAAUAGAUGCCAAUCUUAUGAAUUCCACAGAGAUCUUGUUUGAAGACAAUAACAUUCUCUUUAAUUCACAACACUCAGCUUCAAAGACGGACAGGAACAUGGAAAAUUUUUUUGAUAUCAUAAAUACGAAUUACGUCGACGCUUGUCAUUCGGUCAUAGAGGAUAAAUUUCAACAGCAUAUCAUUGAAAUGGAACAACUAGACACAGAAGCCAUGCAUCAUUGCUCUAUUUUACCAGAAAUAAGCGAUCCAGUGGUGGCUGGAAUCACUAUGGAAGUUGUGCAUUCCGAUAAACAAAGUCCCCUCAAGAAAGAAAUGGGAAGAAAUCAGUCAAAAAGAAAUCUCGAAAGCACCUCAAGAUCUCAGGAGACGGCGAUCACAAAGUCGCCGAAAACACCACGAAAGACCAGCGAUAACCGACGAAGACGCGACAAGGCGAAUGAACGAGAGAAAAAUCGCAUUGUGGUGCUGAAAAAUGCUAUGACCGUGCUCAAAAACGCGAUCCCAGCAGCACGUGAGAAAACGAAGAUCACGAAAUUGGAGGUGUUAAAACUGGCACGAGAUUACAUCAACUCUCUGAGAGAACAACUUAUGAACGAGGAUCAGGAUUGUGAGGUUCUACCAGCUGGACAGAACCACGACUUUGAUAGAUUAAAUAAGACAAGUUUUUUGACAAACUAGAGAGUCUGUUUGGUUUUGGUUUUAUAUCCUAAUCUGCUGGGAAGUGGCAACUAUACUAGACGUUUUUAUGGUGUCACUGCUAAUAAUAGUGUACCGUUCGCCAAAUGUUCGCCACUAGUUCUGAGGUUUGGAUAAAUCUUUGUUGAAAUUAAGUAAAUCACCAGCAUUGGCAAUAAAAAAAGAUCGCGUUUAUUUGUUUAUUGUAAUGGUGCACACAGCGGGCGUUUAUUAAAGCACGGUGCACAGACAAUGGCUCGUGCAAAGGCCGACUGCUCUGGCGUGAGAGAAUCGUAACUAGUCAUUGUUUCAACUGCAAAGUUUGGGUUAGACCCUGAGGAGAGAGGAUGGAGGCCAACUGUGUUUGUGUUAUCUUGCCACACGUGGAAGAUAUUGAGCAAUACCCGGAUAUAUGAAUAAUGAUUAUACAUUGUAUUGAUAAAAGAAUAGAUGAAGUGAAUAAGCGGAAAUAUGCACUUCACGAGAGCACUGCGUGUUGAUUUAAGAUAUUACCAUUCGGGUUUGUCUUUCAUCACCGGUUUCUCAAUGUCGCUGUUGGCUUAACUGAAUAUACAAAUAAAUAAAUUAAGUCGUUUCUCUUAAAGUGUUGUAAUGACAGUUCUACACAGGCGUUGUGUAAACAAUGCAUACAGUUCUAACGCUUAUACAUACUUUGUGAAUUUGCGGUAUAUAGACUUGU
Messenger RNA from Dendronephthya gigantea, 1701 nucleotides. RefSeq lists its product as uncharacterized. Gene Ontology annotation, molecular function: RNA polymerase II transcription regulatory region sequence-specific DNA binding; DNA-binding transcription factor activity, RNA polymerase II-specific; protein dimerization activity. The record is from RefSeq and is a predicted model, not a curated record. Gene Ontology annotation, biological process: regulation of transcription by RNA polymerase II; developmental process. Lineage: Eukaryota; Metazoa; Cnidaria; Anthozoa; Malacalcyonacea; Nephtheidae. The coding region runs from base 177 to 1004 and encodes 275 amino acids. The transcript is spliced from 2 exons.